AUGGAACGUUGGAUUAGAGUUGAGUUUAUUCUCGACAGAGAAGGAAGAAGGAAUUGUCCAGUUGCUUUCUCAAAGGAUUUCGUUGGAGGCUUAAUUGCAACCUGCUGUUUCUUAUUAUCCAGUUUUGUUCCUUCAAUUGGUGCUUCGGGUGGUUUAUUAUGUAUUUGGAAUUCGAAUUUUAUUUCUCCUUCUAGGAUUGUCAAAGCCAAUAGAUGUAUUAGUAUGGAUUUUAUUUGGGGCAGUUUGAAUAUCAGAUUUAUUUUGGUUUAUGCUAGCAAUUGUCCAAAAGAGCGGGCUUCUUUGUGGGAUGAUAAUAUUGCAGAACUUUGCUCGGAUUUUACUUGUAUUCUUGUGGGUGAUUUCAAUGAGAUAUUGGAUUAUUCAGAGCGCUUAAAUUGCACUGCUCUCUCUUCUUCUAUGCUUGAGUUUUCAGCUUUUGUUUCCGCUUCUAACUUAAUCGAAGCUACUCUUCAAGGUAGGUUCUUUACAUGGCAGAACAAUACUGUUAGAUCAAAAAUUGACAUAUGCUUUCUAUCUUCCUCUGCUCUUUGUUCUUGCCCGAAUUAUAUUUUGAAAGCUUUGCCUAAGUCGUACUCGAAUCACGUUCCUAUUCUUUUCAGUUCAGAGGCUGCAAAAUGCGAACUUGGUGAUAAAAUCGAGGGAGCUGCAGAAAUUGAUAAAUAUAUAUCGACUCUGGAGGCAGCUACCGAUUUGAGCAACUUGAGUGAUGCUGACGCGUCAAGGCUUGGAGAUCUUCGGUCCGAGUUUGAUCAUCUAUCGAAGCAUUUGGAAUCUCUUUGGCACAAAAAAUCGAGGCUUAAUUGGAAUUUAAACGGAGAUAGAAACACUAAAUAUUUUCAUACAGUAGCUUCUAUUUACUCUAGGAGUAAUAUGAUUUCUGAGUUUCUUAUUGAUGGUGUCUGUUACACUUCUCUUGCAGAUAUUAAGCAAAGGGUGCAUUCUUUUUACAAGAAUUUGUUUCAAAGGAAUUCUAGAGUUAACUUCUCUUUGGAGGAUCUUCCCAUUAAGUUGUUCUCUGAUAUUCAAGCUGCAUUGCUUUCAUUUCCUUUCUCUGAAGAGGAGAUUUUUUCCACUCUUAUAAGUUGUGAUGAUAAUAAAGCGCCGGGUCGGAUGGGAGCUUCAGAUAUUAAGGACUUUAGACCGAUCAACUUGAUCAACGGAGUCUUUAAGAUAAUCACCAAGGCUCUAGCAAAUACAUUAUCUCUGGUUCUUCCUUUGGUUAUCUCAGAGAACCAAUUUGGUUUCAUUAAAGGGAGGAGUACAUAUGAUUGUCAUAUGAUUGCCUCUGAGAUUAUUCAUCUUAUUAAACGGUGCAAGGAAAAAGUCUUUCUUUUCAAGCUUGAUUUCAGAAAGGCUUUUGAUACUAUUUCUUGGCAAUUUAUUUUGCAGAUGCUUCAGAGAAUGAACUUUGAUAGUAAAUGGAUUAUUUGGAUCUCGGCGUGUUUUGAAUCUGCUCAGUUAUAUGUUCUUCUUAAUGGCUUCCCAUCAGAUAAUUUUUUUAUGGAGAAUGGAGUUCGCCAAGGGGAUCCCAUUUCUCCUAUGCUUUUUGUUUUGGCUGUGGAGAGUCUGAUAGCUAUUUUUGCCAAAGCCUGUGCCUUGGGCCUGUUUCUGGCGUUCGAGUAG
Mercurialis annua (annual mercury) is the source of this 1644-nucleotide messenger RNA. RefSeq lists its product as uncharacterized. Lineage: Eukaryota; Viridiplantae; Streptophyta; Magnoliopsida; Malpighiales; Euphorbiaceae. The transcript is spliced from 5 exons. The record is from RefSeq and is a predicted model, not a curated record. The coding region runs from base 1 to 1644 and encodes 547 amino acids.